UUCACUGUACCAAAAUGGCGCUGCGGAUGGUUUGCCUCUCAGCGUUACGAACGGGCACGGAUUUAGGGGUCAAUAAUGCAAGAACAUUCGGGACUACAGCAAACCUAUGCCGCCGAAGGGCAGGUCCUCAAGGUCCAAUGCCAAAUGAAGACAUAGACUCCACCAACCUGGAGUCGGUAGAGAAAUACCGGAGUUAUACCCGGUACCUGAAGAGAGCUGAAGAGGCAAUGAAUUCACCGGCCUGGUGGAAAACUUACAGACAGUACCUAAAUCAAGAGGAUCCUCACCAUGGCGAGGAGAAAGUGGAUAUCGGGCUACCUCACGGACGGGCUCCCAGGGCCAAAGAAGCGAGGGAGCGGAAGAACAUUGUGAAGGAGAACAGAAAGAGUUUAGAGCUGGAGAGAGCCACCCGCCUACAAACAUUUAAGAUUCCCAUGGAGCGCGUGGAGGCGUGCUGGGAGGAGACCAGCUGGGCCUACCACGUCAAGAGGCUGGCGGAUCACCACGGGAUCUACAGGGAUCUGUUUCCCAGGGCCUACUUUGUGCCCCGAGUCAAACUCUGCAUCAGCUAUGGGCAGGACAACAGUGCCCAAGUGCAUCAUGGGAAUCAUCUAACCCCCACAGAGGCGGCUGUAGCUCCCCAGGUCACCUUUGAGGCAGAGGAGGGCUCCUUGUGGACUCUGUUGCUCACCAGCCCAGACGAGCAUUUACAGGAAUCCGAGGGAGAGUACUUACACUGGCUAGUGGGCAACAUCCAGGGAAGUGUGGUACAGUCCGGUGAAGAGCUGGCUUCCUAUCUGCCCCCGUUUCCAGCGAAAGGCACGGGUUUCCAGCGCUUCGUCUACGUGCUCUUUAAACAGGACCGACGCAUCGACUACCGGGCCCACGAGCCAAACCGGGCAUGUGUCUCACUGGCGGAGCGCAGCUUUAAGACAGUGGAAUUCUACCGGAGCCACCAGGACAGCAUGACUCCAGCGGGCCUGGCAUUCUUCCAGUGUCAGUGGGACCCCUCGGUCACCGACACCUUCCACAGCACACUCCACAUGAAGGAGCCUGUGUUUGAGUUUGUGCGUCCGCCCGUGUACCACCCUCCCCAGGUGAAGUACCCCCACCGCCAGCCACUACGCUACCUGGACCGCUACAGGGAGGGACACAAGCCCACGUUUGGGAUCUACUGACCCCACACUCGCUGAGAGCUGGAAGCACGAUCCAAGCUCAGAUCACUUUGUCGUUAUUUUAUGGAAGGUCACUCGGACAUUGCAACAAAGACGCAAUGGUUUCAUCUGUAAAAAUCUGCAGUUUUUUGGGGUGUGAAAAACACUUUCCCAACGAAGGACUUCACUUGAAAUCAAAAGGCACCGAAGUGUUAGGGCUGUCAAAAUGAGCAACGUCAAAAAGAUAUCAUUCUCAGUUAUAUGUAUGACAAAAAGGCUAUGAUAAAGCACUUUUCUACUGUAA
Molecule: messenger RNA, 1458 nt
Organism: Hypomesus transpacificus
Lineage: Eukaryota; Metazoa; Chordata; Actinopteri; Osmeriformes; Osmeridae
Gene: mrpl38
Product: mitochondrial ribosomal protein L38
Exons: 9
Coding region: 15-1178 (387 amino acids)
Cellular component (GO): mitochondrial large ribosomal subunit
Source: RefSeq, a predicted model, not a curated record